Molecule: messenger RNA, 373 nt
Organism: Octodon degus (degu)
Lineage: Eukaryota; Metazoa; Chordata; Mammalia; Rodentia; Octodontidae
Product: glutaredoxin-2, mitochondrial-like
Exons: 1
Coding region: 2-373 (123 amino acids)
Source: RefSeq, a predicted model, not a curated record
CAUGGGGAACAGCACAUCAUCUUUGGAGAAGUCAGCAACUACACCUCUAAACCAGAUCCAAGAAAUAAUUUCUGAUAAUUGUGUCUUGAUUUUCUCAAAAACAUCCUGCUCUUACUGUACAAUGGCAAAGAAGAUUUUCUAUGACUUGAACAUUAAUUAUAAAGUGAUGGAAUUGGACGUGCUUGAAUAUGGGAGCCAGUUUCAAGAUGCUCUAUACAAAAUGACUGGUGAAAGGACUGUUCCAAGAAUAUUUGUCAAUGAAACUUUUAUUGGAUUGCCAACUGACACACACAGGCUUCACAAAGAAGGGAAACUACUUCCACUAGUUCAUCAGUGUUACUUAAAAAAAAGUAAAAGAAAAAAAGUUCAGUGA